Messenger RNA from Dipodomys ordii (Ord's kangaroo rat), 3067 nucleotides. RefSeq names its product very low density lipoprotein receptor (gene Vldlr). The record is from RefSeq and is a predicted model, not a curated record. Gene Ontology annotation, molecular function: calcium ion binding; protein binding. Bases 241 to 2451 code for a protein of 736 amino acids. Lineage: Eukaryota; Metazoa; Chordata; Mammalia; Rodentia; Heteromyidae. The transcript has 17 exons.
AAAGCCAAAUGUGAUCCCUCCCAAUUCCAGUGCACGAAUGGCCGCUGUAUUACUCUGCUGUGGAAAUGUGAUGGGGAUGAAGACUGUACAGAUGGCAGCGAUGAACGGAACUGUGUAAAGAAGACGUGUGCGGAGUCUGACUUCGUUUGCAACAAUGGGCAAUGUGUUCCGAAUCGAUGGCAGUGUGAUGGUGAUCCUGACUGUGAAGAUGGUUCUGAUGAAAGCCCAGAACAGUGCCAUAUGAGAACAUGCCGCAUAAAUGAAAUCAGCUGUGGCGCCCGUUCUACUCAGUGUAUCCCAGUGUCCUGGAGAUGUGAUGGUGAAAAUGAUUGUGACAGUGGAGAAGAUGAAGAAAACUGUGGCAACAUCACGUGUAACCCUCUGGAGUUCACUUGCUCCAGCGGCCGCUGCAUCUCCAAGAACUUCGUGUGCAAUGGCCAGGAUGACUGCAAUGAUGGCAGCGACGAGUUCGACUGUGCCCCCCCGACCUGCGGUGCCCACGAGUUCCAGUGCAGUACUUCCUCCUGCAUCCCCAUCAGCUGGGUAUGUGACGAUGAUGCGGACUGCUCAGACCAGUCAGAUGAGUCCCUGGAGCAGUGUGGCCGCCAGCCCGUGAUACACACCAAGUGCCCAGCCAGCGAAAUCCAGUGUGGCUCUGGCGAGUGUAUCCACAAGAAGUGGCGAUGUGAUGGGGACCCGGACUGCAAGGAUGGUAGCGAUGAGGUCAACUGCCCUUCCCGAACCUGCCGGCCGGAUCAAUUUGAAUGCGAGGAUGGUAGCUGCAUCCAUGGGAGCAGACAGUGUAAUGGCAUCCGAGAUUGCGUCGAUGGUUCUGAUGAAGUCAACUGCAAAAAUGUCAAUCAGUGCUUGGGCCCUGGAAAGUUCAAAUGCAGAAGUGGGGAAUGUAUAGAUAUCCUCAAAGUAUGUAACCAGGAGCAAGACUGCAGAGACUGGAGUGAUGAGCCCCUCAAAGAAUGUCACGUCAAUGAAUGCUCAAUAAAUAACGGUGGAUGCUCUCAUAUCUGCAAAGACCUAGUUAUAGGCUAUGAAUGCGACUGCGCAGCUGGGUUUGAACUGAUAGAUAGGAAAACCUGUGGAGAUAUUGACGAAUGCCAAAAUCCAGGAAUCUGCAGCCAAAUUUGUAUCAACUUAAAAGGCGGUUACAAGUGUGAAUGUAGUCGUGGCUAUCAAAUGGAUCUUGCCACUGGCGUGUGCAAAGCAGUAGGUAAAGAGCCAAGUCUGAUCUUCACCAAUCGAAGAGAUAUCAGGAAGAUUGGCUUAGAAAGGAAAGAGUAUAUCCAACUAGUUGAACAGCUACGGAACACUGUGGCUCUUGAUGCUGACAUUGCUGCACAGAAACUAUUCUGGGCUGAUCUAAGUCAAAAGGCCAUCUUCAGUGCCUCAAUUGAUGACAAGGUUGGUAGACAUGUUAAAAUGAUCGACAAUGUCUAUAAUCCUGCAGCCAUUGCUGUUGAUUGGGUGUACAAGACCAUCUACUGGACUGAUGCAGCUUCUAAGACUAUUUCAGUUGCUACCCUAGAUGGAACCAAGAGGAAGUACCUGUUUAACUCUGACUUGAGAGAGCCCGCCUCCAUAGCUGUGGACCCGCUGUCUGGCUUUGUUUACUGGUCAGACUGGGGUGAACCAGCUAAAAUAGAAAAAGCAGGGAUGAAUGGAUUUGAUAGACGUCCACUGGUAACCUUGGAUAUCCAAUGGCCUAAUGGAAUUACACUUGAUCUUAUAAAAAGCCGCCUUUAUUGGCUUGAUUCCAAGUUGCACAUGCUAUCCAGUGUGGACUUGAAUGGCCAAGAUCGGAGGAUAGUACUAAAAUCUCUGGAGUUUCUGGCUCAUCCUCUUGCAUUAACAAUAUUUGAGGAUCGUGUCUACUGGAUAGAUGGGGAAAAUGAAGCUGUGUAUGGCGCCAAUAAAUUCACUGGAUCCGAACUGGCUACUCUAGUCAACAAUCUCAAUGAUGCACAAGACAUCAUUGUUUAUCAUGAACUUGUACAACCAUCAGGUAAAAAUUGGUGUGAAGAAGACAUGGAGAAUGGAGGAUGUGAAUACCUCUGCCUGCCAGCACCACAGAUUAAUGAUCACUCUCCAAAAUAUACCUGUUCCUGUCCCAACGGGUACCAUCUAGAAGAAAAUGGGAGAGAGUGCCAAAGAAUCAACGUAACCACAGCAGUCUCAGAAGUCAGUGUUCCCCCAAAAGGGUCUUCUGCAGCCUGGGCCAUCCUGCCUCUGUUGCUGUUAGUGAUGGCGGCAGUAGGUGGCUACCUGAUGUGGCGAAACUGGCAACACAAGAACAUGAAAAGCAUGAACUUUGACAAUCCUGUGUACUUGAAGACAACCGAAGAGGACCUCUCCAUAGACAUUGGUAGACACAGUGCUUCAGUAGGACACACAUACCCAGCAAUAUCAGUUGUCAGCACAGAUGAUGAUCUAGCUUGACCCCAGAGACAAGUCUUGCCCUUUGAGGUCUAAAUCAAUAAUACCCCAGUUCGGAAUGGUAACCGAGCCAGCGCUGAAGUCUUUCUUCCUCCCAUUUGGAAGAACGUCAAGAUAGAUUUGCGUGGAUCAAGCUUGUGUACUUGACCGUUUUUUUUUUAUAUUACUUUUGUAAAUAUUCUUGUCCGCAUUCUACUUCAGCUUUGGAUGUGGUUACCAAGAAUGUGUAAUCCUUGAACUUUUAGACAGUAUUGCCACCUCUGGCCAAAUAUGCACUUUGUCUAGAAAGCCAUAUCCCAGCAAUGAAAAUUGUGCUAUAAUGUACACCACUUGUACAUAUCUGUAUAGGCCCCCUGUAAAUACCCCCAGAGAACAAUCACUAUUCUUAAGCACUUUGAAAAUAUUUCUAUGUAAAUUAUUGUAAACUUUUUUCAAUGGUUGGGACAAUGGCAAUAGGAUAAAACGGGUUACUAAGAUAAAAUUGCCAAAAAAAUUUGUAAACUAAUUUUGUACGUAUGAAUGAAACCCUUAACCUCCGUGGAGGUUUGCAAAGACUGAGUGUUCAAACUACUGUACAUUUUUUUUUCAAGUGCUAAAAAAAAAAUUAAACCAAGCAGCU